Molecule: messenger RNA, 264 nt
Organism: Colletotrichum graminicola M1.001
Lineage: Eukaryota; Fungi; Ascomycota; Sordariomycetes; Glomerellales; Glomerellaceae
Exons: 1
Coding region: 1-264 (87 amino acids)
Source: RefSeq, a predicted model, not a curated record
AUGCAUCGCCGUCAAUCAGACGCCAGUCAAGUCAAUGUCAAAAAAGAAGAAGAAGAAGAAAAGAAGGAAAGAAAAAACAGCAUGGCCAAACCCCCAAAACGUGCAAGUUCGACCAUCUACAGAGGCGCUAAGGCUAGGACUUCCAAGGUCGGGACUUGGCCCGAUCUACCGUUUUCCCCCCCUAACGUCGUGAGGAAGUCGCGGCGCUCUGCUUCGAUAUUAAAAGACGCCCGCUUGAGUGGCCUGCGCAUUCCUCAGACAUGA